This is a messenger RNA of Columba livia (rock pigeon), 2647 nucleotides long. It is a transcript of the gene RUFY2, whose product is annotated as RUN and FYVE domain containing 2. The record is from RefSeq and is a predicted model, not a curated record. NCBI's taxonomy places the organism in Eukaryota, Metazoa, Chordata, Aves, Columbiformes, Columbidae. Gene Ontology annotation, molecular function: metal ion binding. The coding region runs from base 126 to 1946 and encodes 606 amino acids. The transcript is spliced from 19 exons. Gene Ontology annotation, cellular component: cytoplasm.
CAGGCCGGGGCGGGUCCUCCCGGCCGCCGGGGGCGCCGUUGGGCGCGGUUGGAGUGGCGCCCCCCGGCAGUGGUGGGGCGGGAGGAGCCGCAGGGAGCGGCCGCGGUGGCGGCUCCUCUCCAGCCAUGGCUGUAAAGGACCCUACAGCUGUGGAAAGAGCAAAUUUACUGAACAUGGCUAAACUGAGUAUCAAAGGUCUCAUUGAAUCAGCUUUGAGCUUUGGCCGCACUCUGGAUUCUGACUACCCGCCUUUGCAGCAGUUCUUCGUUGUCAUGGAGCAUUGCCUGAAGCACGGCCUCAAAGUGAGAAAAUCCUUUCUAAGUUACAAUAAAACCAUCUGGGGUCCUCUGGAACUCGUGGAGAAAUUAUAUCCAGAAGCUGAGGAAAUAGCAGCAAGUGUCAGAGAUCUGCCUGGCCUUAAAACACCACUGGGCCGUGCCCGGGCCUGGUUACGGUUAGCAUUAAUGCAGAAGAAAAUGGCUGACUAUCUCCGCUGUUUAAUCAUUCAAAGAGAUCUUCUCAGUGAAUUUUAUGAGUAUCAUGCCUUAAUGAUGGAGGAAGAAGGAGCAGUUAUUGUUGGGCUAUUAGUUGGGUUAAAUGUGAUAGAUGCUAACCUGUGUGUGAAGGGAGAAGACCUAGAUUCACAAGUUGGGGUGAUCGAUUUCUCUAUGUAUUUAAAGAGUGAUGAUGAAAUUGGGGGUAAGGAAAGAGAUGGACAGAUUGCUGCCAUUUUGGACCAAAAGAAUUAUGUUGAAGAACUGAACAGGCAACUCAAUAGCACAGUUAGCAGUCUACAUGCAAGAGUUGAUUCACUGGAAAAAUCCAACACUAAACUGAUUGAAGAGUUAGCAAUAGCCAAAAACAAUAUAAUUAAACUUCAGGAAGAAAAUCAUCAGUUAAGGAGUGAAAAUACUCUUAUUUUAAUGAAAACACAGCAUCAUCUAGAGGCAACUAAAGUGGAUGUUGAAGCAGAACUUCAGACAUACAAACAUUCCAGGCAGGGCUUAGAUGAAAUGUAUAAUGAAGCCCGUAGGCAGCUUCGAGAAGAAUCACAACUUCGACAAGAUAUGGAGAAUGAGCUAGUGGUUCAAGUUAGUAUGAAGCACGAGAUAGAACUCGCCAUGAAGUUAUUGGAGAAGGACAUCCACGAGAAGCAGGAUGCCCUCAUAGGCCUUCGACAGCAGCUUGAUGAAGUUAAAGCAAUUAACAUGGAAAUGUACCAAAAACUGCAGGUUUCUGAAGAUGCUAUGAAAGAAAAGAACGAAAUAAUUGGUCGAUUAGAGGAUAAGACCAAUCAAAUCAAUGCAACUAUGAAACAACUAGAGCAAAGAUUGCAGCAAGCAGAGAAGGCUCAAAUGGAGGCUGAGGCCGAGGAUGAGAAACUUAAACAGGAAUAUGUGAAUAAAUCUGAAAGUCUGCAGAAAGAAUUCUCCCAGAAGGAGAAACAGCUGCUUCAACUGGAAACAGAUUUGAAGAUAGAAAAAGAGUGGCGGCAAACCUUAGAGGAAGAUCUUCAAAAGGAAAAGGAAACUGUAUCUCAUCUGAGGCUGGAGACCCAAGAAAUAAUUAACCUGAAAAAAGAGUUCCUUAAACUUCAGGAAAAGAACAAGCAACUGAAAAGGAUAUGUCAAGACCAAGAAGCUGCUCUCCAAGAACUGGCAUCCAAGCUGAGCGAAUCAAAGCUGAAAAUAGAAGAUAUAAAAGAAGCGAACAAAGCAUUGCAGGGCCAGGUUUGGCUGAAGGACAAAGAGGCCACACAUUGCAAGUUAUGCGAAAAGGAAUUUUCUCUUUCCAAAAGGAAGCAUCAUUGUAGAAACUGUGGAGAGAUCUUCUGUAAUGCGUGUUCUGACAAUGAACUGCCUCUGCCUUCCUCACCAAAACCUGUUCGGGUCUGUGAUUCCUGCCACGCGAUACUUAUACAGAGGUGCUCUUCUAAUAUGCCGUGAAUGUUGCUUUCAUGCUUGUGCACAUAGUCCCUGCAGAGCCCAAGAAGUAGGCUGAGUCUGCCACCGAGACAGACCAGGGUUAAAUAUUGGGAAUCAAUUAAAUAUUUCCCUAUUGGACAGGAAGGUUCUUCCUUAUUUUGUCAUCAUCUUUCUCAGACUUUCAGAGUUUCUUCCUAAACUUCAUCUUUUUCCAGAGCACUCCUGAGCAAGUUUGGCUCUGACCGCCCUUCAUCCUGAUGGGAAGUUGAGCUGGCAUAUAAAUCCUUGUUCUUCCCAUCGGCGAAUACCAAUAAAUUGAUAAAUUGUCCUCACUGCUGUGUCACUGCACUGGAACUGAUGAGGCCCCUUCACUUGAGCCGCUCGCGCUGUGCUCAGCAGAAUUGUCAGCCCAGUAGUUCCUUCAGCCAUAGGGUCGGAGUAUUCUUACUACCAGGAGAAGGGAGGCUUUGAAACAGGUCUUUUAACUGUUCUUGCACUUGGUCUAGCUUAGCUUUGUCUUUUGAGGAUAGGCAUUCAGUUAAUAUUCUAACAGCUAAUGCAGCUGUUCUUUUUAACACCUCAAUGUAGUUGCUUACAGAGCUUUUGUAAAGAAAAAUGUUUUUUAAAUUACCUAAUGUAACUUUUUGUAAAACACAGAACAAAUACUUGUAAAUCUGUAAAUAGUUUUUGGAAAAAAUAAAUUUAAUUGAUCUGUGACUUAA